Messenger RNA from Panicum hallii, 2285 nucleotides. RefSeq lists its product as uncharacterized. Gene Ontology annotation, cellular component: starch grain; chloroplast stroma. Gene Ontology annotation, biological process: regulation of starch metabolic process; starch metabolic process. The transcript is spliced from 5 exons. The record is from RefSeq and is a predicted model, not a curated record. Bases 69 to 1859 code for a protein of 596 amino acids. Gene Ontology annotation, molecular function: starch binding. NCBI's taxonomy places the organism in Eukaryota, Viridiplantae, Streptophyta, Magnoliopsida, Poales, Poaceae.
CGGCCUCCUCCUCAGUCCUCACCCCCCCCGGCACACUCCUCGACGACUCGGAGCCGGAGCCCGAGGCAAUGGCGGCAUCCAACGCCGCAUCCGUGUCCCCGGCCGCCGCCCCGCGCCUCUCCCUGCUCCUCGGCCGCCGCCGCAGUGCCCGCGUCCGCGCGGCCGCCGCCUCGCCCGCCUCCGCCGGCGGGGGCGCCGGCGGGGGCUCGUACCUGGACAUGUGGAGGAAGGCAGUGGAGCGGGAGCGGCGGUCGGCGGAGCUCGCGCGCAGGCUCCAGGCGCCCGCCCCCGCCGAGGCGGAGGCGGCCGCGGCCCCGCCGGUGGAGGUCGUGGAGAGGCGGACGGCGCGGUUCGAGGACCUGCUGCGGGUGCCGCGGGAGGAGCGCGACCGCGUGCAGCGCCGACAGGUCAUCGACCGCGCCGCGGCCGCGCUCGCCGCCGCGCGCGCCGUGCUCAAGGAGCCGCCUCCCGCCCCCGCCCCGGCCCCGGCCUCGUCGCCGCCGCCGUCCCCGCCCCAGACGCCGCCGCAGAGGGCGGAGAGUGCCAAGGUGGGAUCGGCUGGGGGCAGCGCCGCGAAGGAAUCGGAUCGGGGCUCCAGAACGUCGGCGCCGGCGCCGGUGUCGCAGUCGGCGGAAGUGCCAGAAUCUGGGGGUUCAUCUUCUUACAAGCAGGAAAGUUCCAAGCUUGGUACUCCAGGUCCAGAUUUCUGGUCGUGGUUACCACCAGUGCGAGAUAGCAGUAAACCUAGCAAAAGCGGUACUGGUUUGAAGCCAUCCAAGAAAGUGGAUCCUGUUUCCCGUCAGCCUGAUCUGUUGGAAAAGGAAAAGUCAGCGGACUAUUUAUCACUCCCUUUUGAAACCGCCUUCUUUGAGAAGAAGGAAGAUCGAUCUCUUCCUCCCUUCCAGUCAUUUGCUGAGCCUGAGAAUGUGGAUUCCAAGGCUGAUCUAGCGGCUGAUGCAAAGGAGACAUUUGAAGAACAGUUCUCGAAAAAUGCAGCUGAGGCAGCUAGAGCUCUUAGUGAAAGUGAUGAUAAAUCAACCCAUGGAAUACAUCCUGAUGGUUCAAUGUGGUGGAAGGAAACAGGUGUAGAACAAAGGCCUGAUGGUGUACUUUGCAAGUGGACCGUUAUUAGAGGAGUCAGUGCUGACGGUGCUGUUGAAUGGGAAGACAAGUAUUGGGAGGCUUCAGACCGGUUUGAUCAUAAAGAAUUAGGUUCUGAGAAGUCGGGGCGUGAUGCUGCAGGCAAUGUUUGGCGGGAAUACUGGAAGGAGUCAAUGUGGCAGGAUUACACCUGUGGGGUUAUGCAUAUGGAGAAGACUGCAGAUAAGUGGGGACAAAAUGGGAAAGGGGAGCAGUGGCAAGAGCAAUGGUUUGAGCAUUAUGAUUCAACUGGUAAAGCUGAAAAAUGGGCUGAUAAAUGGUGCAGCUUGGAUCCAGAUACACCACUGGAUGUUGGGCAUGCUCAUGUUUGGCAUGAAAGGUGGGGCGAGACGUACGACGGCAGCGGUGGAAGCACUAAGUACACUGACAAGUGGGCUGAGCGGUCAGAGGGUGAUGGGUGGUCCAAGUGGGGCGACAAGUGGGAUGAGCACUUUGACCCGAGCGGCCAUGGAAUCAAGCAGGGAGAGACGUGGUGGGCGGGCAAGUAUGGAGACCGAUGGAACCGCACCUGGGGUGAGCAGCAUAACGGGUCCGGGUGGGUGCAUAAGUACGGGCGCAGCAGCAGUGGUGAGCACUGGGACACACACGUCCCUCAGGAGACAUGGUAUGAGCGGUUUCCACACUUCGGGUUCUACCACUGCUUUGAGAACUCGGUGCAGCUCCGUUCAGUAAAGAGGCAGCCGCCGCACCGGAAGUGAAGUCUGAAGGAUUCCGGGUAACCCUUUGGAGCCUAGGCACGGCUGUGGCCGAAUGAGGAGUUGAGGACGCUGAACAGAACUUGCCUGCCUGAAUCUGCUCUUGCUGCUUCAGCCUGACCAGCUGAAGGUGAGCCUAAUUCCCUUCGGUGCUGCUGCAUUUCUUGCGGUGCUCGCCGUCGAUCAUGUCCCGACCGAACCCAUGAUGAAUAGCUCGGUUGCUGAUGGUAGAGCCUGUCUGCGGUGGGAGAAGAUCGAUGAACUUUAAUUGGAUGGGCUCGUGUUGUCUGGAAUAGGGGUGUGAUCCUAGGAUGGACUCUCUGAACUUGACCUGCUUCUGUUGCCAUUAAUUGUUGGCUGAGCUGAACCGGCUUUCAUCGUCUCACAUGUUUCUCAGAUUUCAAAAAAUGCAUUCAUUUUUGGUUUUCA